GACAUAACCGAAAAAGGAAGUCUGUAAAUCUCCUUGCAUUCCACUGAUGUCGAUCGACCUUGAAUGGGUAAAGCUUGACUCUACAUUAUCCCUUACAUUGGUGAACAUAUUGAAUAGACAGCUAAGCACAACAGCAAGGCCGUCGUUCAUAGGUCCUGUCGAAGUAACCUCCAUCGAAUUCGGCACAACAGCUCCGGACAUCGAGUUAGUCGAUCUCCGCGACAUAUAUAGAGACUUUCUCGAAGACAAUGAGGACGAUGAGAAUGAGUUAAAAGCUACUGUGGGCACAGAAGAAGACGACGAAGCCUUUGAAUGGGUGUCGCGCAAAGCUGCUCGUCGUGAAGAAGGUCUUGCUUUCCAACAACAGCCGCAAUUUGCACGAGGACCAAUGAACAUGUUCGCUUCUACACCUACCCUCCAUUCGCCCGCAAUGGAAACUUGGAAUCCUUCUCUCUCCAGCUUAGUCGACCACAGACCAUCAUACGCUUCAUGGUCCAAAUCCCCUCCUCCUCCUCCUUCUACUGCCAACAACUACCCAAAUCUACAACUCCAUCUUCAUAUCAACUGGCAUUCCGACCUGCGUAUCACCUUGACGACUUCACUGCUGAUAAACUACCCUUCACCGAUGUUCAUGUCCUUACCCAUCAAACUCUCCGUGACCGGACUUGUUUUUACGGGUGAACUUGCUGUUGCGUACGAAGGCGAACGCGGACGUGUGCAUCUUUCUAUCCUGGAUGACCUGGACCCCUACGGUCUAGCCGCAGAACGCUCCAAAGGUGAUCCGCCUCCCAGUGCGAGCGCUACUCCUCCUGAUGACGAAUCAGAAUCUAUUCAUCCUCCUCGCCCUGCUAAACCUCUCCCUGUUGGACAGCGACUUCUUCCCUCAAUCUUUAUUGAAAGCGAGAUUGGUCAGACUGAUAAACAUGUCCUUAAAAACGUGAAUCGUGUGGAACGGUUCAUUCAGGACGUGAUACGGAAAGCUGUGGAAGAGGAAUUGGUCUUUCCCAAUUUCCAUACUCUGGUCUUGAACGGCGGGGGUGGCUAA
Messenger RNA from Lentinula edodes (shiitake mushroom), 1045 nucleotides. RefSeq lists its product as uncharacterized. NCBI's taxonomy places the organism in Eukaryota, Fungi, Basidiomycota, Agaricomycetes, Agaricales, Omphalotaceae. Gene Ontology annotation, cellular component: ERMES complex. The coding region runs from base 47 to 1045 and encodes 332 amino acids. The transcript is spliced from 2 exons. The record is from RefSeq and is a predicted model, not a curated record. Gene Ontology annotation, molecular function: lipid binding. Gene Ontology annotation, biological process: mitochondrion organization; phospholipid transport.